AUAUUUCAUGACCACGUCUAAUCAAGUGAACCUACAAACUUUUAUUUUAAUUUUCUCUCUAUCACUGUCGAAGGAGGCAAAAUGCUAGAGACAGCUUGGUGAAUACUUGUUUGCUUGCUCAAUGAUUUCAUGUGAAUAUUUGGUCAAAGAUUCCCAACAUGUAUUGUCAAAAGUGUCGUACAUCAUUGAAACUUGAUAGCUCUUUGGAAGACCUGAACCCUGCGGCAUUUGAUUUAUUGGUCGGUUCGUGAUCUUUUUCUAACGCAAACCUCUGAAGUUAAACUCAAGCUUAUCAUCAUUGCUUUCUAGGUGCGACCUCCCAAAACCAUCCCAAAAAUAUCCCCCCUUCACGGCCAGCAUAUCCUCAAGAACGAAAACAACUUUAUGAUCGUGUCUCGAAGCAUGCCGCUCCGCCAACCUUCAAACGGACAAUAUCUGCACCCCGUCGACAUGAUUCUAGUUUAGCAGACACGAUGAGAAGCGGCUUGAACAAUCCAGCCAUGUCUUUUGUCAUGCUGACGGAAUCUCAAGUCGUACCUCCUUCAGUUGCUAAACCACCCGAAGACACGGACGCAAAUCAACCACAAGAAGAUGAUCUACCCGGUGGAGAAGCACCGGACGGUCAGGGUAAAGCGAUGUCGCAAGACAUGGAACGGGUAUCAAGGCUUUUCGAGAUUCUUACGGCGCGAUCCGAUAUAGAUCAUCCUAUCUGUGUUGAGUGUACAGAGAUGCUUGUCGAUGGGCUGCAAAAACGAUUAGAAGCUGCCACUCGAGAAAGGGAUGCAUAUGUCGGAUUUUUGAAACAGGUCAAUGCCGAAUUACCAACAGAGGAGGAGUUGAAGGAAGCAAAUGAUCUUUUGUCAAAGGUGCGAGCAGAUGAGGCCGCGGCAAUUGAAGAGCUGAAGAAGAUCGAAGCGGAAACUGCCAGGGUAAAUGAGGAAAAUGCUCAGCUGGAAGAAGAGGCCAGAGCUCUUGAUAUUGAAGAAGAGAAGUUCUGGAGUGAUCGAAAUGAGUUUGCGAUGAAGCUCUCGGAGUUUCAAAACAUAAGGGAUAGCAUCAAUCUUCAAUAUGAUCAUGAUUCACAGCUAUUGGAGAAAUUGCAAAGAACGAAUGUCUAUAACGAUACAUUUUGCAUAAGCCAUGACGGAAAGUUUGGUACAAUUAAUGGCCUACGACUUGGACGACUCUCAAGUGUGCCAGUGGACUGGCCGGAAAUCAAUGCAGCAUGGGGCCACGCAUUGCUUCUUCUAGCUACUGUCGCCGACCGUCUCAACUUUAAAUUCGAAGGAUACGAGCUUCAGCCCAUGGGCUCAACCUCUCGAAUAAUACGUUAUGAUUAUCCAUCGCCGUCUGCAAGUCGUUCUAGCUCCCAACGUGGUAAUAACACUCGACCGCCUAAGAAAUCUAUUCUCGAACUUCAUUCAUCUGGUGAUAUGCCCCUCGGGCUUACCUUCAUGCAUCGUAAGUUCGAUAUAGCUAUGGAGGCAUUCCUCGAAUGUAUGCGCCAACUAGGUGUCUUUGUCGAACAGGAAUCCGCCAGGACCUCGGAAACUGGACGAGGGCUUAAACUGCCAUAUAAAAUUGAAGGAGAGAAGAUAGGGGAUGUCAGUAUCAAACUAGGCAUAGCACAAGACGACGCAUGGAGCAGAGCGUGCAAGUUCACCCUCACAUGCUGCAAGUUUUUGUUGGCUCACGCAAGUAAUGUUAAUAAUGCGAGAAGGAGUAUAUAAAAUAUGGGCAUAGGGAUCUCACGGCGCACUUGAUUAGGAAUGAGCCAUAUAACCGGCAUUUCUGAACUUGGGAGUAGAUUUAUGGCGUUUCACAUCAUCACUAUGUUUUCACUACGCAAAGAUAUCUCAGGAAAGUUUGGCAAACAAUAAGUAAAUUGUUUCUAUUCUCUAUCUAAUUCAGCUCACCUGAUUGUGGUAUUUCUUGUCGAUUUGUUGCAAAUUCCAC
Sclerotinia trifoliorum is the source of this 1956-nucleotide messenger RNA. NCBI's taxonomy places the organism in Eukaryota, Fungi, Ascomycota, Leotiomycetes, Helotiales, Sclerotiniaceae. The record is from the annotation of a GenBank genome assembly.